Molecule: messenger RNA, 4271 nt
Organism: Osmia bicornis bicornis
Lineage: Eukaryota; Metazoa; Arthropoda; Insecta; Hymenoptera; Megachilidae
Gene: Tk
Product: tachykinins
Exons: 7
Coding region: 2049-3155 (368 amino acids)
Source: RefSeq, a predicted model, not a curated record
CUUCGAUAAGAGGCGAGUAGUCUGCCGUUGAAGUUGCCUGGGGCUAGAUUUUCCGGUGCGCGAACAGAAGGUCGCUUCGCGACGGUUUCGUUGGUUCGUCAGUCUAUGCGCGCAGUGCAGCCUGGUGCAACGUGCCCAAAGUGCAAGGUGCACAAGGUUCAAGGUUGCGCGACAAACCGCGAUCAACUGUUCCUUUCGAAGCUGACAAAACAUCGAGACAGCUUUUCGUUCCACAUUUUAUUUUCCUAAGGGUUUAAGCUUAUCGAGUACUACUGGCAGCGUAUCGUACUGGAAAUCGUUUCGCUUCGUUCGGCUUGUAAAUGUUUAGGCGUAGAACGUAGGAUUUCUCGCGUGUUUUUACCUCUUGUCAUACCGUAAGAUAUUCAACGCGCCGUAAUUACAUGAAUGUCACGCAACGACCAUUCCUUUUUCCCUCUUUUUAUUUUACAUAUCGUUCCGCGCGAAGGGAUGAAAAUAUAACUUGAAAUACAUCGGUUGAAAAAAAAGAAUGGGAAAUCGAAAUUCUAUCCUGCGAAGGAGAAUCAUGGGAAGCACAGCGGCCACCAGGGUGUAUUUUUCUUGUUGGAGGACGGUAACGGCACGCGACUCGGGUAGAUCGACCAUGUAACGAAUGGUAGUUUCUUCUUUUAUAAACUGUCGCAUAGUAAACCUCCUCGAGCUCCAUAAGUAUAACAUUUAUUUGUCCGCGUUCUCGCAUCUUCAACUGUUCUUUCUUCCAUCCCUCAAGUGAUAUCGAAUUCAUGUAAAGUCAACCAAGAAUUCUUAUUAAAUAAAAAAAAGAAAAAUGUCAUUCUCGAUUCGAAGGAAUUCACAGAAUAACUCGGAGAAUGAUGCAAGAGUCGUGAUCGUAGGUUGAAUUUUCCAUAAUUUCCCUAUCGACGGAGAGAGGGUGUAUAGAUAGAGACUUUUACCUAAACGAUUCCAUUUAAACGCGUUUUGUUUACAGAGCAUUAAUGCGAUACCUCUGUUCAAUUUGGUCGACAACGAAAGUAUCUGUUUGCACGAUUUCAUCCAUCUAUCGAACAAUAUUUUCGUUUCACUCGGGAAAUCACUCUCGUUAUCUUUCCUCGCUGGAGGAACGAUCGAACGUGUCGCGCUACCGUGUUUAACCCCUACAUUUUUAAACGCGAUAAUUGCACCGCAUUGGAUUCGUUUCAUCUCCGAUCUGAAGUCAAUCAAUACUCCCGUUCGAGGACAGUAAUAUUUGCGUUUCGAAUUCCUUCAAAAAUUCUGAUCAACCUUCUGAAUCGAAGGUUUCUACGAUUACCCAGAUCCUAUCUUUGUUAUUCAAUGUGAAUAGUUGCGCAGAACUUCGAGAACAUCUCCUCUGGAUACGGUAAUGCUGUAUGAAUAUUCAUUAAAACUUGAUAUCAACUUUGUUAAUCGCGUGCAUCGAAUAUACACAGCGGGUAAUUCAAUUGCGUUGCAUUGUCAGUCGUUGAGCGUUAAUAAUCUUCCAUCAGAAAUUUAAUAUUAUGCUUCAUAUCGAUGCCAUCGCGGCGCCGAUUCAGUUGAAAUUUCUCGGUUUUUAUCUCUUACGAUCAGAGAAGAGAGAAGGAAAGAGUAAACCGACCGCGUCGGAGGAAAAGCUUUGCGCAAAGAGAAUAACUGAAGAAUAGAAACAACAGAGCAGAGGGUGGAAACGUACGGAUGAAGUAAGAUGUAAAGAUGCGGAGGGGGGUGUCGACGGUCAUCCGGAUACAAUGUACUCGAAAUAGCUGGGAAUUCCAGCGAGGUACGUUACGACGGAAGGGGUACGGUUUGUGAUUCCUGUUCCCAACGGUGCGGUGGUGCAAGCUCCGUUCUCUCAUUGGUCCCACUGAUCCGUGACGUCACUACGCCGGCCUAUGUAUAAGGUGAAGCACACGGAGCGUCAGUUCAUCGUUGUCCGUCACGCCGCGCCGACCGGGUCUCAUCCUUUGAAUCACCCUCUGCUUUCCGCACCGAGCUACGUUUUUCGCCACAACCGAUCGAAUCGAUCGAACGAAUCGCCGGACAAUUUUACAUCGGACCGAAGCUGAAAAAGAAUGAUCAUCCAUUCGAUCGCUUUGCUGUUGGUAUCGAUUACUUUUGCGUGUGCCGAAGAAUCCGCGCCGAGUAAUGUCGCCGACAAACGUGGGUCCUCCAUGGGCUUUCAAGGAAUGCGCGGCAAAAAGGAGUUUGAUUCUUCGCUGUACGAUCAACUGUCGAAACGAGCACCGAUGGGGUUCCAGGGUAUGCGUGGAAAGAAAAACUCGAUAGUUGGAAACGAACUUCUUCCGGAGGGCACCAACAAACGGGCACCAAUGGGAUUCCAAGGCAUGAGAGGCAAAAAGAACGGUUUAAUGGGCGACUUGGAGGAUUCGUCGUUUCUGUACGACGAUUACGAGAAGAGAGCACCGAUGGGCUUCCAGGGUAUGAGAGGGAAAAAGUCAUCCCCGGAGGAUGGAUAUUACAAACGCGCCCCGAUGGGAUUUCAAGGAAUGAGAGGCAAAAAGUCUCUCGAUGAAAUUGUGGAGGAAAUUAGAAAAAGAACUAUCACGAGGUUCCCAGAUCCACGAGAAGAAUACUUGAUCGAUUAUCCAGAAGAUUUAGUUGAUAGAGGAACAUGGUCAACAGUGUAUCAAAGUAUUUGCGACAAGAACGAGGAUAUUGCAGGAGCCUCCGCGGGAUUUCAAGAAAGCAGGGGCAACAGAAUUAUUCUCGACGCGUUGGAAGAACUCGAGAAACGAACUGAUAUGGAUUUUCGCGGAUUGCGAGGUAAGAAGGAUCCGUUUGACAAUUACUUUGAUUACUCGAUCACUCCGUCCGAUUACGAGAAGAGGGCUGUGGAUCUGCAAGAUAGCGAAGGUAGCGAAUCCUUUAAAAGAGCCAGGAUCGGCUUUCACGGGAUGAGAGGUAAAAGAGACGCGGCACAAAUUUACGGAUCCAAUUCGAGCAACGCGAGAACGACGAUGGGAUAUCGUCAAGGUAUGAGUAAUCGUGGGAACGAACUGGCGGCGUAUGAAAUCGACAAACGAUCACCCUUCAGAUAUCUCGGAGUUCGAGGGAAAAAGAAUCCACGCUGGGAAUUUCGAGGGAAAUUCGUUGGGGUGAGAGGUAAAAAAUCCUCCUCCCCCUUACAAAACAUUGAACAGGGACAAGCCGUCUUUUAAUGUACCCCGAUAUCACAUCGAAAGGAUGCGAGUGGAUGAAGAUUCGUUGACGUCAUCAGAUGUUCGACGGUAGUAUCGUUGUUCCCGUUGCUAACAACCCUACCGACAACAAUAAUCACAACAAUAGCGUUAUCCUUCUUAUCCGAACGCGAUAAACGACCAAGUUAGGUACUAUAUGUGUAACAGCGGAAGAUAAUGUAAUGAUUUUAUUAUAGAUUUAUUUGGUACUAUCGUUCAGUUCCAUCGAUUCAUCGCAAAAACUUGUAUUUCUGCUUUUUCUUAAAUAUUUAUUUAUUUAUUUCUUUUAUGUAUAUGUUCAAAAGAUAAGAAGCUGUCAAAGUACUUACUAAAAGUUCCUCCUGGAAGCCCGUAUACAAAGUGGCCCAUAAUGUCGCUCAUUCGCUUAAUACAUAUUUAAUAUCGAGUAUCCAUUCAUAGCGACACAUCCUUCGAACAUCGAUCUUAAAUAUUUGGGAGAACGAUCUCACACUAACGAAUCGAUACGUGUUACGAACGAAUAAAUGGUAUCGCGAUACAUAGCAAUUCUAUUUUUCUCUGAAUGUUAAAUCGUUGAGAUGUAUACAUACAUGAAUCGUAUAAUUGUAUCACGAUUCCAAAGGGAAACGUAAUAUCGUGAAGCAUACGAGUAAUAUGUAUACCGUUUCGUAAUACUUGUCCUGUUUUAGGAGACAUUAUGGUUACAGAUUGAUUAUAAACGUGAUUAGUAAUCGUGAAUAGUUACCAAACGCAUCCGUGUAUAUUUGUCGAUUUUUAGGAUCUCUGUACAAUUUCCCUUUCCUGAGGACUGGACAACUGGAUAUAGAAUCGACGAACCCUUGUAUAGUUAAUAUUCUUUUAGGUUAAGAAAGGGCUCGCAAUAGUGCAAAAGUAUCUCUAUUAAUACAGAAAAAUCUAUAAAAUUGUCUUAUUUAAUAAUUUCAAACACACGCUCUCAAUGCCAUUCGAAGCCAUUUUUUUUCGUCGUAUUAAUUAAUUUUCUGUUACCCGUUGCCCGCAUUAUCGUAAAUCGAUAAUUUAUAAAAUGUAUAAUUACCGUUUUUUCGUAAAACAAGUUAUUCCCAGACUGAGAAAAUAUAAUGAAUGUUUCACAAUCCA